AGAGAGAGAGAGAGAGAGAGAGAGCCAUGGGUUCAGAGUGGAAUCCUUUGGAGACAACGAGGAUGUUGUUAGUGGUCGGACAGUUAUUACUGAUAUCAUCGUCAUUAUCAUCUUCUCAAACUGUAUCUCCCAACUGCCAAGAAACUUGUGGAGUCGUCGCUGUGCCUUACCCCUUCGGCAUCGGAGAUGGUUGCUACUUGAACGACCGCUUCUCCAUCCGCUGCAAUGUCACCGAUGGUGCUGCCUCCACCCCGAAACCCUACUUACGGGAUUCCAACAUCGAAGUCCUCAACAUAUCGAUCGACGGCGAGCUCCGCAUCUACACCCAUAUUGGCAAGGACUGCUACACCGAGGCUGGCGCACAGGAACAGCGGAGCUCGCUCGCCUACGCCAUCCUCUCCUCUUUCCCUUUCUCCAACACCAAGAACAAGUUCACGGCCAUCGGGUGCGACACGGUCGCCGUGAUCGCAGGAUCUAAUGGGCAGGGAUUCUCGAGCGGCUGCCUCUCGGUGUGCACCGGGAUGGACGACGUGACUGAUGGGGCGUGCGAUGGUAUCGGGUGUUGCCAGACCACUAUACCCGAGAUGCUCCUCAAUUACAAUGCCAGUGUGGGCAGCCUGAAGAACCACACCAACGUGUGGAGAUUCAAUCCUUGCAGUUAUGCAUUCUUAGUUGAAGACAAGUCCUUCAAUUUCAGUAAAGAGGAUCUUAAAGGCAUGAAGAACACGGUGGUCCCCUCGGUGCUCGACUGGGCCGUUUGGAAGGAAACUUGUGACGAAGCAGCGAAGGACCCGGCGAGCUUCGCUUGUAAGGCGCACAGCGAGUGCUUUGAUUUUGCCGACAUCGGUUACCGAUGUAAUUGCUCUUCUGGGUAUGAGGGGAAUCCAUACCUUGGCUGUGUAGAUAUCAAUGAAUGUGAUGAUCCAGAGAAGUACCCGUGUGAUGGAAUUUGCCAUAACAUCGAGGGGAGUUAUACAUGCUUAUGCCCAAAGGGUUAUCAUGAUGAUGGCAAGGAGGGUGGAGAUGGAUCGAGAUGCAUUGUUAAUUCUAAAUCAUCACAUUUGGUGACCAUUUUGGUUGGUCUUGGUGUGGGCAUAAUAGUGUUGUUAUUCAGCGCAGGCUUUCUGUAUUUGGGACUUAAGAAAAGGAAACUCAUUAGGCUCAAAGAACAAUACUUCAAGCAAAAUGGUGGCUUGCUUUUGCAGCAACAAUUACACGAACACGAUAGAACCACAAACGCCGCAAAAAUCUUCAAUGCUGAGGAGCUAGAGGUGGCCACCAACCAUUAUGAUGACAGCAGAAUAGUCGGCCGAGGAGGAUAUGGCACCGUUUACAAAGGGAUCUUGCCGAAUAGCACUAUAGUUGCGAUUAAGAAGUCCAAGCUGGUGGACAAGAACCAAAUCGAGCAAUUCAUUAAUGAGGUCAUAGUGCUUUCCCAGAUCAAUCAUCGAAAUGUGGUCAAACUAUUGGGGUGUUGUUUGGAAACAGAAGUACCUCUGUUAGUGUAUGAGUUCGUGAACAAUGGGACUCUCUUCGAACAUAUCCACAACCCGAACAAGUCCUCCAAGAUGUCCUGGGAGACCCGGUUGAGAAUUGCCUCGGAAACUGCAGGAGUCCUAUCAUAUUUGCACUCUGCAGCUUCCAUUCCUAUAAUCCAUCGAGACGUCAAGUCGACGAAUAUCCUCUUGGAUGCUAAUUACACUGCGAAAGUCUCUGACUUCGGAGCUUCACGAUUAGUCCCGCUUGAUCAAGCUGAAUUGUCUACAAUGGUUCAAGGAACAUUGGGAUACUUGGACCCUGAAUACCUGCACACUAGUCAAUUGACGGAAAAAAGCGAUGUUUAUAGCUUUGGCGUUGUGCUAGUCGAGUUGUUGACAGGGAAGAAGGCGCUCUCUUUCGAUCGACCCGAAGAAGAGAGAAGCUUGGCCAUGUACUUUCUUUCGGCGUUGAAAGAAGAUCGGUUGUUUCAGAUUGUUGAGGAACUCAUGGCACAUGAAGACAAUGAGCAAGUGAAGAGGGUUGCCGAUCUUGCAAAGAGGUGCUUGAAAUUAAAAGGCGAAGCGAGGCCAACCAUGAAGGAAGUGGCAAGUGAAUUGGAUGGAAUAAGGGCAAUGGCUAACCAUCCAUGGGUUAAUAUUGAUUUGAAUUCAGAAGAGACCGUUCAUUUGCUCGGAGAGAUGACUGACUCCAUUGUUUAUGCAGAGAGUAGUAACACCACGAACACCGGGUAUACUGAUAGCAUGAAAAACCAUGUCAUGCCACCAGUUAAUAGUGGCAGAUGAGAAGAUUGUACAACAUUAUACCUUUGACUUUGAUAAUAUUCAUUAUUCACUUGUCAGUAGCAUCAUAAGCCAAUAGGAAAAGGUACUUUUUUCUGGCGU
Eucalyptus grandis is the source of this 2381-nucleotide messenger RNA. Its product is annotated as putative wall-associated receptor kinase-like 16. The record is from RefSeq and is a predicted model, not a curated record. Gene Ontology annotation, molecular function: polysaccharide binding; protein serine/threonine kinase activity; ATP binding. Gene Ontology annotation, cellular component: plasma membrane. Gene Ontology annotation, biological process: cell surface receptor signaling pathway; protein phosphorylation. The coding region runs from base 27 to 2282 and encodes 751 amino acids. Lineage: Eukaryota; Viridiplantae; Streptophyta; Magnoliopsida; Myrtales; Myrtaceae. The transcript has 3 exons.